This is a messenger RNA of Petromyzon marinus (sea lamprey), 2307 nucleotides long. The record is from RefSeq and is a predicted model, not a curated record. Lineage: Eukaryota; Metazoa; Chordata; Hyperoartia; Petromyzontiformes; Petromyzontidae.
UGUGUGGUGUUGUGAAUACAGAUGUGUAAGUAUAUAUGUGUGUAUGAUCAUGGGACUGUAUAUGUGGAUGCUAACAGCACUUGCCCGUACAGUCUGUUAAGGCUACACGGGGGACCUUUGCCUUUAGGCCCUGUGUGCUGUAGUGUACAGUAAUGUACGGUCAUUCAGGUUCACCGAUUAUAUGGGAGUCGUGGUUAACCGUGGGAGUCGUGGUUUACCGUGGGAGUCGUGGUUUACCGUGGGAGUCGUGGUUUACCGUGGGAGUCGUUGUUUACCGUGGGAGUCGUGGUUUACCGUGGGAGUCGUGGUUUACCGUGAGAGUCGUGGUUUACCGUGGGAGUCGUGGUUUACCGUGGGAGGCCAGUUGCGUUUAGAGUAUUUGGCUGAUAUAAAUGUCGACAUGAUAAGCCACUUCGUUAAACUAUCAUUUGUGAUAUCCAGGUCGCUUCUGAAAAAAAGAGCUAUCUAGCUCAGGGUAAAAUAAAAACUAGUAAAGAGUCGAAUAGUUUUACCAUGUUAGUCCAGUUUACGAUGGGAUUACAGUUUAACAUGGGAGUCCAGUUUAACAUAACCCUAGGUGGACUAUGUAGCACUUAAUAAUUGAUUUAUUUUGGGAUCGGGUCUCGUAAUUAAAUGUGUGUCGUAAACCCUCCUCCACCCGACACAGCCAAUUAAUACAGUUGUCACGUGAAAAAAAGGCAACACUUUAUUACUGCUUCAAUGAGAAUACAGAAUUACGUAUUUAAAAUCUGGGCCACGCACGCAUGCGUGUAGGUCGUCUCAGCCUAAAAUAAGUUCCUGGUGCGGUGUGGUAAUUUAUCGUAGGCUCUGGAGGAGACAAAGACGGCCGGGAUUGCAUUGCGCUUUCAACGCCACUAGCAGCUCUUAACGCCGUGGAAAUGGAGCGCUUCACUCGCAGGACCCUCAAGGCGUGCACGAGAAAGUCGCGGGAGCUUCGCCUGGCGUACGAGUACGCCGUGCUCGCGCUGCGCUCCCUGGUGUACAACUCCGCCGUCGGGGAGGACUACUUGCUGGAACUUUUAUUCCAGCCGGUUUACUGCCUGGUGGACGCUGUGGUACCCUGGUUCGGGAAGGCGCUGGUGGUGACGGUGGCCCUGCUGACGCUCUCCGUGGUGCUGACCAUGUACGGCGUCGUGUACCCCUCCGUGCUACCGCGGGCGGGCCCGUGGGGCACCGCGCUGCACCUGGGCUACGGGCACUGGAACCUGGCGCUCAUCUCGUUCCACUACUACAAGGCCGUGUCCACGAACCCGGGGCAGCCCACGCAGGGGUCCUACGAUCGGGCCGAGGCGUCCUUGUGCAAGAAGUGCCUGCGAUGUCGACCUCCGCGAGCUCACCACUGUCGCGUCUGCUGCAGGUGCGUGCUGAAGAUGGAUCACCACUGCUACUGGAUGGACAACUGUGUGGGCCACUUCAACCACCGCUACUUCCUCAGCUUCUGUGUCUCCAUGACGCUGGGCUGCGUCUACUGCAGCGCGACCACCUGGGACCUGGUGACUCUCGGCGGUGACCCCGCGCCGGCGGACGCCUCCGACCUCCCGGACGCCUCCGACCUCCCGCGCUUGGACCCCUUCCGUCGAAACUUCCUCGUCUACGUCUGGGUCAUGUGCAGCGGGGUGAGCGUGAUCCUGGGCGUGCUCACGCUGUGGCACGCGCGACUCGUGACGCGCGGGGAAACGAGCGUGGAGCGGCGUCUCAACGAGAGGACGCGCGUGCACGCCAACGCUCGCGGGCAGGCACUGGGCCACGCGAGUGCUGCUGCCGUCCUCCCACCUUCCCGCGGGCGACGGAGCGUUGUGGAACGCGUGAUGUGUCCGGUCGCACCCAUUUCUUCUCUCCAUCCGGUCGCUUCAACGUCAGCCCCCGCAACAAACGGCAGCUUUUCAAUCCGGAACGAUCGCCGAUUUGUCAACACCAAGCUGGAGACGCAACGGCCCUUGCUUAGGGCCGUGGCGUGAAACGUGUGAGUUGGCGGCUGUGCCAAAUUGUGUUUGAAGUGUAGCUUUACUGCUGUUAUACGUGGGUACUUGUUUUAGUUCCAACCUGACCAAGCCAAGAGUGCGGAACGUCGGACAUCGUGCCAAACAGCAGAGGCGGUACAACCCAGAAUCACGCAUCCUAUGCAGUUUUUUGGCCAAUGCACCUUUUUGAAAAUUCAAGUUGAAGAUUUUCAUCUACUCUGGAGAAGGCUGAAUGUUUACAAAUCAAAAUAAGAGUUGAUGUAGUGCCUUGAAUUUACAUAGCCUUUUUUUAUUUUUACUUACACCUCAUAAUUGUAAUUUAAAA